Scophthalmus maximus (turbot) is the source of this 1245-nucleotide messenger RNA. RefSeq names its product zygote arrest 1 (gene zar1). Gene Ontology annotation, molecular function: mRNA base-pairing post-transcriptional repressor activity. Bases 79 to 1041 code for a protein of 320 amino acids. Gene Ontology annotation, cellular component: cytoplasm. The transcript is spliced from 4 exons. The record is from RefSeq and is a predicted model, not a curated record. Gene Ontology annotation, biological process: translation. NCBI's taxonomy places the organism in Eukaryota, Metazoa, Chordata, Actinopteri, Pleuronectiformes, Scophthalmidae.
UGACCGGGAUCAGGGCCUGAUGGACGCCGCGUCUAUUUAAAUCGCUUCGCCUCGCUGCCUUGGUUGGUUGAGCACAAAAUGGCGACGUACGGUGACGAGCCAGUCGACAGCUACUUCUAUUCGUCCUACAACCCCUACACGGGCAGGUACCCCAGGGCCAAAGACGCGGGCUGGAAGGUUAAAACCUACCUCUCCCACUACGGCGACGCGUCGGACGCCUUCAACAACCAGCAGCGCGCGCAGCUCAAGUCCAUCCUCUCGCAGAUCAACCCCAAGCUCACCCCGAGGCUCCGGAAGGCCAACACCAAGGACGUGGCGGUGCAGGUGAACCCCAAGAGGGACGCCUCGGUGCAGUGCGCCAUCGGCCCGAGGACGCUGCUGGCCGUGAAGCGGGACUUCCGGCGCAAAGGUCAGCCGGAGCCGGCGACGCGCGGCGGCGGCGGCGGCAGCCCCAAGGCGGCGGGGGGAGUGCGUUACCCCCGCACCCUCGCUGUGUACUCGCCCAUCGCCUACAGAAGCGUCACCUCCUUCCUGGUCGACGACGACAACAACAACAACAACAACAACAAGGAGGCCUCCUGCGGUGAGGCCGAGCCGCCUCCCGGUGACCCGCCCGAGGCCGUGAAGGGGGCCGAGGAGCGCGACGAGCUCCGGUCCAGACCGGCGAAGGGCGAGGAGGUGCAGCCCGCCGCGGAGGGGUCAAAGGUCAGGGCGCGUGUGAGGUUCCAGUUCCUGGAACAGAAGUACGGAUAUUACCACUGCAGAGAAGAUAAUCUGCGAUGGGAGAGUGCCUACGUGUGGUGUGUUCAGGGCACCAACAAGGUUUACUUCAAGCAGUACUGUAGGAAAUGCCAAAAGGAGUUCAACCCAUAUCGCGUGGAGGACAUCACAUGUCACACUUGCAACAAAGCCCGUUGUUCCUGUGCAAUAACACAACGCCACGUCGACCCCAAACGGCCCCACAGACAGGACUUGUGCGGCAGAUGCAAAGGCAAGAGUCUCUCCUGCGACAGCACAUUCAGCUUCAAAUACAUCAUCUGAGGAGCAUCUCCACCGAACUCUGCCUUUAAUACAUCAGCACAGGUGCUGUGCACAUCCUUCAGCCCAGUGCCACGUUCACAGAUGCAGUAAUGGCAUCUUGGCCGUAAUGCACACGACGAUUCAAUACUUAAUUUCAAUGCCUGUUUUGUUGAUAAGUUGUAAGAGCAACACUUUGAAGUGUAUUAAAUGGCUACAUGCACUCUG